AUGUCUCGGGCUGUUCAGCUUCCAGUGCCGUGUCCUGUUCAGCUUGGUUCCUUAAGGAAUGACUCCUUAGAAGCUCAGCUUCAUGAGUAUGUCAAACAAGGGAACUAUGUGAAAGUAAAGAAGAUUCUAAAGAAAGGAAUUUAUGUUGAUGCAGUUAACUCCCUGGGCCAGACACCACUUUUCAUUGCAUCAUUGUUAGGCCUUAUGAAAUUAGUUGAUGUUCUGGUGGAUUAUGGAUCAGAUCCAAAUCACCGCUGCUUUGACGGCAGCACCCCAGUACAUGCGGCAGCGUUUUCAGGCAACCAGUGGAUCCUCAGCAAACUGCUGGAUGCAGGGGGAGACCUUCGACUCCAUGACGAGAAGGGUCGAAACCCACAGACCUGGGCCCUGGCGGCAGGGAAGGAGCGUGGCACUGCGACGGUGGAGUUCAUGCAGCGCUGUGCCUCGCACAUGCAGGCCAUCAUCCAGGGCUCCUCCUAUGACCUCCUCAAGAAGAUCGACUCCCCUCAGCGGCUCGUCAGCAGCCUUCCCCGAUUUGGGGGCCUCAUGCCGGGAAGCCCUAAUGGUUCUCCUAGUCGACUGCUUAAAGCUGGAAUCAUUUCUGCCCGAAACAUCUACAGCUUCGGCUUUGGGAAGUUUUAUCUCACAGGGGGAACACAGCUCGCCUAUCUGGGAUCCCUUCCCGUGAUUGGAGAAAAGGAGGUGAUCCAAGCGGACGACGAGCCCACCUUCUCUUUUUUCAGUGGCCCCUACAUGGUCAUGACCAACCUGGUGUGGAAUGGGAGCAGGGUCACGGUGAAGGAGCUGAAUCUCCCUGCGCACCCACACUGCAGCAGGCUGCGGCUGGCCGACCUGUUAAUUGCUGAGCAGGAGCACAGCAGCAAGUUGCGGCACCCCCACCUGCUGCAGCUCAUGGCCGUGUGCCUGUCCCAGGACCUGGAGAAGACCCGUCUUGUGUACGAGCGCGUCACCGUGGGCACGCUGUUCAGCGUCCUCCAUGAGCGGCGGGCCCAGUUCCCCGUGCUGCACAUGGAGGCGAUCGUGCACCUCCUGCUCCAGGUCUCAGAUGCCCUGAGAUACCUGCAUUCCCGGGGGUUUAUCCACCGCUCCCUCAGCUCGUACGCCGUCCACAUCGUCUCCACAGGGGAAGCGAGACUGACCAACCUGGAGUACAUGAUGGAAAGGCAGGAUGGAGGUGCACACAGGGACCUGACUCGAGCACCCCUCCCCACCCAGCUGUACAACUGGGCCGCCCCAGAGGUGAUCUUACAGAAGGCAGCCACGGUGAAGUCAGACAUCUACAGCUUCUCUAUGAUCAUACAGGAGAUUUUAACAGACAACAUACCCUGGAAUGGCUUGGAUGGCUCAGUUAUUAAAGAAACCAUUGUCUUGGGAAAUUAUUUAGAAGCUGAUGCCAGGCUUCCAAAACCUUACUAUGAUAUUGUUAAGUCAGGCAUCCAAGUCAAGCAGAAAGACCGAACUAUGAACCUUCAGGAUAUCCGGUAUAUUCUGAAGAAUGACUUAAAGGAUUUUAUUGGGGCCCAGAGAACUCAGCCAACUGGGAGUCCACAGGUACAAAGUUAUGAACUACAUCCUGAUGUCAGUGUCUGUCUUGGACUUCCUUCAGAAUAUCCAAAAGAGACCUCUGACUUGGAAAUAAAAGAACUGAAGGAAGCAGGCAGUCAGCGCCACUCACCAAGGAGUUACUCUUCUCCCACUGAGAAAGCAACACCAGAUCCGCACCCGAGACUGACAGCUAAAGAGACUCAAAACCAGGACACUGCUUUUUGUGCUUGCUCUGUGGCAGAAGAGGCCAGGAGCCCCAGCCCCGGUCAGGAGAGCCUCUGCAGCUUUGAAAUCAAUGAGAUCUUCUCAGGCUGCCUGGACGUAGGAGAUGACAAAGAAAGCCCAGGAACUGGCGCAGCUCUUGAGGUUAGCUCAAACCAGAUAGACGAACUGAAGUCCAUGGAAGAAGAAUUGGAUAAAAUGGAGAGAGAAGCAUGCUGUUUUUGCCAUAACGAUGAGAGCUCUUCAGAAGCUGGCACAGACCUCUCCUUGGAGGACUGGAGCUGGCAGAAUGGUUCACUGAGUUCACCCAGCCUUUGUGAGUUCACCCAGCCUGUGCCCAGAGAAGCCAGGGGCAGUGUGAACAACCGGUCCAUGACCGAAGAGUACAUCAGUAAGUGUGUGCUGAAUCUAAAGAUUUCACAGACGUUAAUGCACCAGAAUGUCGAUUUGCUGAGGAAUACCCAACAGAAAAUUGAUAUGCUUGAGAUGAUCCAGAAGGAGCAGGAGUGCAGGUGUUUGUGGGCUUCUUCGAGAGAGUUUGCAGAUGUCUUUAACUCACUUUCAGCUCUGGGCCCCCCAGCUUUGAGCUAUAUUCCUCCUGUCGUGCAGCUGCCAGCGGGCCAGCAGCUGGACGCUGGGGGCAAUAGCCCGAGCCCAGCAGGGUCUCCAACAACAGUUUCAGAUCUUUGUAGCCCUGGAAAACAGAGCAUAUGUGAACAGUUUCAAUCAACUCAGGGAGCCAAGGGCAGCUUGGAAAAAAGCAGGAGCCAAAGUUCCAGCAGCCAGGGAAGGCCUAGAGAGUCCAGUGUCCGAGCCAAAGCAACGCAGCUGAAUAGUGCACUCCUCACUGUGUCACGUCACCCUCAGGGACCACCUGCAUCAUCCAGCUUGGGCCAGGGCUCUACCAGGAUCGGUGUGGAAUCUGUGUCUUCUGAAAUCUAUAAUGCAAAGUCAAGAAAUAAAGAAGAUGAUGGGGAGGUGCACUUAAAAUGGGAAACGGACGUGAAAGAAAUGGCAGAGAAAGUAGCUACUGGGCAGCUGUUGGUAUCUCCUUGGCAUCCUCAGAGUCGUUUGAUUGCAGAGAAAGAGGCUGAAAACAAACUGAAUCCCCUGCCCUCGACCCCCAUCAGGGACCCAGAGAAUGUUGGCUGGCAGCGAGCUAUAGAGUAUCCCAGAAAAAAUGAUGAGCAUGCCAAGUGUGACAGAAAGGACAGCAGUGACCAGAAUGGCAGACAGUUUGGGUCUCGAAGCUUAUUGUCAGUUGGAGAAAUUGGGAUUGGUAUCAGGCAUCUGAAGCACAGGAAAAAUGAGCACUCAGAGCACAGUGAAGCCUUUCAAGCAAGUUCUGAAGCAUGUGCUCUCACUGAGAAAUCUUGCAGUAAUCAGUCUGUGCAUUCAGCUUGUUCACGAGAGUCUUCUGAGGACACGACAGAGGAAUUUUUAACUCCAGACCAUGAAUAUUUUUACUCCUCGACUGCUCAAGACAACUUAGUUCUAGAGACCUCAAGUCCCAUAGAAGAGAAUUUUAAAGGAAUACCAGGUGCGUUUGCCCAACCUCAAGCCUCAGGUGAAGAAAAGUUCCCAAUGAGAAGAAGCCUUGGAAGGAUUGCUGAGGUUUCAACUCAGUCGCAGUUUCAACCUAUACAAAGUACUGAAGGUGAACAAGAGGAGACGUUGAAGGAGUCACCAAAAGAACUAAAAGAGAAAAACAUCUCAUUGACAGACAUUCAAGACUUAUCUAGUAUCUCCUGUGAACAAGAUGGUUCUUUCAAAGAAAUCUCAUGCAAAACACCUAAGAUAAGGCAUGCGCCAACUAAUGUCAGCACUCCGCUUAGCCCAGGCUCCAUUUCUUCCGCUGCUAGUAGGUACAAAGACUGCCUUGAAAGUGUCACUCUUCAGGUUAAAACAGGGUCUCCCUCCUUAUGUGACAGUCAAGAAUCUUUUCGAACUUGGCCUGAUAAAUUUACAUCUGUUCGAGAGAAAGCCAAAAGUCUAGAUUCCCUUCUUACAUCCUCUGAAGCUUCCCCUUCAAGACUGCCCGAUAAAAGGUUGUCUGCACUUACCAGGACUGGUUCUUCUGUCAUUGCAAAAGCACCUGACUCCUUAGGCCAUGCCACCCAGAAAAGGAGCUUGCCAAAAGUAGAAGCCAUCUCACAGCAUCACCUUGAUGAGCUACCGCCACCACCCCAGGAGCUACUUGAUGAAAUCGAGCACUUGAAGCAGCCGCAAGUCCCGUACGCCGUGUUGGAUGGGAACACAGUGAGGCAUCUGGACAUCCCAGCAAGCGAUCAAAGGCACUUAGAAGAACAAGAAACUAAAAGUAAGAGAGAAGAUAUCAGUGUGCUUUGGACCAGAGAAACUCAGGAUUUAGAAGAGGACACAGAGAGAGCUCACUCGACUCUUGAUGAGGACCUGGAAAGAUGGCUGCAGCCCCAUGAGGACAACGUGGCAGUACAGGAUCUCCCCAAAGGUUCUGCAAGGUUAAUCAGGGUGUCAUUUUUUUCUUUUCCAGGAAGGGAGAGGUUCAAUUCAAACAAACAAACAAACCUAAAACAGUAUGAACUAAAAUCCUGUUUUUGGAAGCGACUGGGUUGGUCUGAACCCUCCAGGAUAAUCGUGCUGGAUCAGAGUGACUUGUCAGAAUGACCAGAACUGGAUCAGAAAUGGCCCUGUGACCCGAGUUGAGCGUCCUGCUUGUGAACCUUCCCCCUGAUCUGCUCCAGUUGCCAUCAGAGCAAUGGUUUGAUCGCUCAUUCUGAGAUCAGCUGCCACAGACAUAAAGACAUGAUUUGGUCUGUUUGUAGCAGGUUUAGUCAUAUGUUUUAAGGAAAAUAAAAGGUAGUUUUGACUGUAGAGUUUUCU
Condylura cristata (star-nosed mole) is the source of this 4650-nucleotide messenger RNA. It is a transcript of the gene TEX14, whose product is annotated as testis expressed 14. Gene Ontology annotation, cellular component: midbody; intercellular bridge; kinetochore. Lineage: Eukaryota; Metazoa; Chordata; Mammalia; Eulipotyphla; Talpidae. The transcript is spliced from 32 exons. The coding region runs from base 1 to 4434 and encodes 1477 amino acids. Gene Ontology annotation, biological process: intercellular bridge organization; male meiotic nuclear division; attachment of spindle microtubules to kinetochore. Gene Ontology annotation, molecular function: protein binding; protein kinase activity; ATP binding. The record is from RefSeq and is a predicted model, not a curated record.